This is a messenger RNA of Peronospora belbahrii, 2058 nucleotides long. NCBI's taxonomy places the organism in Eukaryota, Oomycota, Peronosporomycetes, Peronosporales, Peronosporaceae. The record is from the annotation of a GenBank genome assembly.
AUGCAAAACAACGGUAUUCCAAGAGUGUCAACACUACCAUCAAAACCGGAACUAAGAGAAGAUUUGCAGAUAUCACGUAAGAUUUCCAUGAACGACACCAUGAGGACCCCUCAAAUGAUCAUUGGCGACGGUUCCGUUUUGAAGAUGGAUCAACUUUUGACCUUAGAUUUCGAUGAUCAUCAAUCAAAUGCUUUACUAUUUAUAACAUCUCACCCGUCUAAAUGCGAUGAACACCGUAAAGGGAAACUGCAAUUGCAUCAGCGAAAGACACUAGCACAAAAGCAAAUUGAAAGUCCAGAACUUGAAGAACUUGAGGAGGAACGGGAAAAUUCACAACGACAAGGACUUACUGGAGAAAGUCUAUUGGCUUCAAAUGGACUAGACAAGCUCUUGGAUGCUUUAACGGGUGUCAGUCGUGGGCACAAGAAAAAGUUGCAGAGAGAAGUUUACAAGUUUCAGAAUUCAAUCGAACGCUCGUUAACUUUUGAGGACGAAGUAUUACCUGAACCUGCACCUUCACCACCGAUAGAUCCAGAUAAGAGUUCAAUGCAGCGUGUCAAACUUGAUAUCCGCGGUGCUGUUGAGUCAAUGGUAACGUUACCAGCUCGGCAACUUGCGCCAGAAUUGAAUCCGUUAGGAUUUAGCCCAUUGAAGAUUGACUUGGAUGAAGAUGAUCGUGUAGCAAGUAUAGCUCCCAAGCGGAGCAGAGGUGGGAGACAGACUUUACGUGCGCUAGAACUGGAUAUUGCACAGGUAAAAAAGGAGGAGAAGACAGUAGCUGCGUCUUUUGAUUUCUCGGCAACAGGAAGACUGCAGACCCAAGGUUUUGAGAUUAAUCAGUGCGAAGCACAUGAAAAGAAGUCUGCAUCAACGGCAAAUACAGUCAGUACGAAAGACUACUUGCUGCUGCUUGAGGAACUUGGCCAUGGAGCUGGUGGAAAAGUGUACAAGGCGCUGUAUAUGCCAACGUUCAUGUUGGUUGCUGUAAAGGUCAUUCGUGUCUACGACCAGAAGAAGCGUCAUCAAAUGGUGCGUGAACUCAAGUCAUUAUACGUGAAUUUUGUGCCGCUGGCUACUGCCACUUUGCCGUCUACUUUUGCUGCAACAUCAUCCGUUGCACAAGCAGCAUGCAAAGAGCUUGUAGUCUUUUACGACGCGUACACAAAUCCUGAGGUUGGUUCCGUAUCGAUUGUUUUGGAGUACAUGGAUGGAGGUUCUCUGGAAGAUUAUGUACAGUCUGUUACCGAAGGCGAUGAAGAGAACGCGGGUUGCUUGUCCGAAGAGAAGAUUGCGAAUAUUGCGAUGUGCGGAUUGAAAGGUCUUGCUUUCUUGCAUGAGCAUCACCAGCUACAUCGAGAUAUCAAGCUUAGCAACAUGCUGAUAAACCACCAAGGUCAAGUCAAGAUAUCGGAUUUCGGUAUUUCACGCGACCUCGAGAGUACUUUGGCCAAGGCAACGACAUUCACGGGCACACUUUUGUACAUGGCACCUGAAAGAAUCAGUGGGGGUAUGUACUCGUAUCCUUCCGACCUCUGGUCUUUUGGGCUAGCAAUCAUGGCUUGUGUUAUCGGAAAGCUUCCUGUCCCGACCAGCGACGGCUACUGGGGUGUGGUUCACGCUGUGCAAGAGCAACCUUCACCGCGGCUUCAGGACUAUGGCGACCACUUUUCCCCGGAGUUGUGCGAUUUUCUCGACCAGUGCUUGCACAAAAACCCGCUAUAUCGACCUCCUGCUGCUACCCUCCUUGAGCAUCCGUUCAUUAAGAAGAAUUACUUGCCAAGCGAGCAAGCAACCGUUGAUUUGAGUCGAGGCCGACAGCCUCUAACAACAAAGCUACUUGAGCGCAGUCGCAAAGACAUGAUAAGCAUUGCCGUGAAGGCUCAAAGCUGGUGUCGAGACCAUGUCAAUGCUUUUCGACGACUUUCGUACAUCAAUGAGGGAACGGAGGUACAAAGCACUUCCAGCCGGAGCAAGAUCGAGGCUUUAGCCAAACAGCUGCGCCUACCAGUCGACGAAGUGGCGCCGCACUUUACGUUCCUAGAUGAGUAUUGCAAAUGA